Messenger RNA from Drosophila miranda, 1599 nucleotides. RefSeq lists its product as uncharacterized. The record is from RefSeq and is a predicted model, not a curated record. The coding region runs from base 668 to 1387 and encodes 239 amino acids. Lineage: Eukaryota; Metazoa; Arthropoda; Insecta; Diptera; Drosophilidae. The transcript is spliced from 4 exons.
GUUUAGAGGAAAAGAUCUAAAAAAUAAAAUUUUUGUGUCACAAGCCUUGGUGCGAAAUGGCUCGACCGAGCCAAUAGCAAUUAAUGUAAAUGAAGAGUCAUAAAAUUCAAAGAAAAAUAUUAAAUUGAAUAAAACUUUUUCUUACACAUAUAAAAAAACCAGUAGGCCGAAACACAUAAAAUUUCAAGAAAAUUGGUCGAGCCAUUUCAGACAAGUUCUAUUACAAACAUUGUAACCCGAGAAUUUAAUAUUUUUGAGCAAUGCCAAUAAGACGCAGAGGGGCCAAUUAGAGUCGUCAAACGAUCAAGUCUAGAAACAUGCAAGAUAUAAGAGUACGAAAUUCAGACUGAUUGGAACGGUGACCAUAUCCGUAACCGGAAACGAUGGAAUGGAACAAACACACUCAACAUUACUCGCGCACAAUCCAAAUUGUAUUAUCUGAUUAUUCCGAGGCAAUGCAUUGCAUAUGUACAUACAUAUAAUGUUUUCGAGAUGAUAGUUUGUUUUGCUUUCACAUGAUGUUUCCUUUCACAAAAUGACAUCGGCUAAGAAGUUUCGUAUAAUUCGGAAAGUAUGCCCAACAUAGAUCACCUACAUAUGUGUCAAUUUAAACGCCAGAUGUAACUGCAAUUUAGCUGCCACAGAUUCUGGCUACAAUAGCGCCAAAAUGUAUAGGUGGAAUCAUUCGGGUCGAAAGGAGCCAUUGAGGCUUCAAUCCAUUGAGGUCAAUAAGGAGUUGAAACAAGGACAACGCAGGGAAUUUAAGUCGUUUUCAUAUCCCGACAAGAGUGUCAUCUAUGCAAGGAAUAGUCGGAAAUACUCUGUAGAUACUACGGAAAGCACAGACAAAGAUUUAACUGAUGGUUCAGCUAUAUAUUCAAGAGGACAUCCUUCUAUUUAUCCAGAUGCAAAAUACAGAUUUACGUCGUCGAGUGAACAGAGUAAAAAAAUCCAAUUAAUGAAUUCCAGAAUUGAUAGGGCCAAACAAUUUUUUGCGCAGAGUGGCAUUUUAGGGACAGCGAACUUCCAAAGUUCUUCUGACUUAAUAAGGAAAACUUCAAGCAUUCAUAUAGAUGCGACUUUGAAAGACCAGAUACGAAAAACAUCUUUGUGCCUGCGUUCAAGGAUUUGCAUCGAAAAGAAUAUACCAAAAAGCUAUGAUGAACUCAUCUAUUCACUUCAGAAUGAAGUCCUUACAUUGAAAGGAACCAUCAAUCAUGGGGAGACCAAAAUUAUCACACUGAGAACUGAAAUUAACAAAUUGAAGAGAGCCCUCCAAGAGAUAAUGCACGUCCAGAUGGUAGCUAGUAGCAACGCUGGUGAUGGCCUGUCGAGUACAACUAUUUGCCUUUUUUGCAAACCCAGAAACUGGACGAGCAAGAUUUAGAAAAAAGAUAUAUUUGGAUAGAAUUUUCUGUCAUUAUGUACAGGCCCUGUCACAGCUGUCAUUAAGACAAAAAAAAACAAUUAUGAUUAUUUUUUAAUUAAUUAAUUACACUUUAUUGAGGUUAUUUUCAUCUAUUACAUUUGAGAUAAUAGCGUAAUAUUUACAAUAAAGAAAUUCAGCUUUUAAUGCAUAUUGAAUAAAUUAAAUAAAAU